Eurytemora carolleeae is the source of this 673-nucleotide messenger RNA. RefSeq names its product 39S ribosomal protein L43, mitochondrial (gene mRpL43). Gene Ontology annotation, molecular function: structural constituent of ribosome. Gene Ontology annotation, biological process: mitochondrial translation. Gene Ontology annotation, cellular component: mitochondrial large ribosomal subunit. The record is from RefSeq and is a predicted model, not a curated record. The coding region runs from base 44 to 634 and encodes 196 amino acids. The transcript is spliced from 7 exons. Lineage: Eukaryota; Metazoa; Arthropoda; Copepoda; Calanoida; Temoridae.
AUAAUUGUAUCAUUGAUUUCAGACAUCAUCAAAAUUCAAGAAAAUGUCGUCCUUAGGAAUGCUAAUUCGUAAUACAUUCAUUAAUAAAAAUGCCCCUUUAAAUAACGGAGUUGGUCGAUUCAUUCCACAGCUGGCUAGAAUAACAUUAAAGUUUUGUAAGAGUCAUGGAUCAAGUACAGGAGUUCGCAGUUUUAUUGAACAAGAUAUUGUACAAUUUGCUAAGGAUAAUCCUGGUGUAGUUAUAUAUUUAAAACCCCGACGUCAUAGAUCCCCGGUCCUGGUAGCAGAGUUCCUGAACGGGGAACGACACUGGCAGUCCCUCAAUAAUUAUACUAAUAAUGAGGUUUCUGCAUAUUUCGAUGUUUACAGAUCACACUCUGGUAGAGAGUACUCCGAUCAAUUCAAGAAUACAUACACAGAUCAUCCGUCAAUACAGGGAUACUGGAACGGAACCACUAAUAAGGAACCUGGGGAUUCGUUCCUGCAAUAUCCUCAGCCUAAAGUUCCUCUUGCCCUGGAACCUUCCGCUACAGAGAUCCUACAGAACAUGUUCCAAAGUCAGGAAAGUCGGGGAAAUCUUCCCGCGGCCGAGGAGGAGAGAUUGCGAGUUGAGAAGCAAGGGACCACAAGAUAAAUAUAAAAAUUAAAUUUCCCGCAUUUCUUGAAUUUCAGA